Molecule: messenger RNA, 687 nt
Organism: Gadus morhua (Atlantic cod)
Lineage: Eukaryota; Metazoa; Chordata; Actinopteri; Gadiformes; Gadidae
Product: contactin associated protein family member 3C
Exons: 4
Source: RefSeq, a predicted model, not a curated record
AUGUGACAGCCCGCUGAUAUCCAAUCUGAUGCCGUCGUCCUUCACAAGCUCCUCCCAGUUGUCCAGCAGCCAUGGCCCAGAGUUUGCCAAGGUCAACAAGAGAGAAGGCGCUGGUGGCUGGUCACCUUUGACCUCUGACCGGUACCAGUGGUUGGAGGUUGACCUGGGAAGGCGGACCCAAAUCACAGCUGUUGCUACGCAGGGCCGCUACGGGAGCUCUGAUUGGCUGACGUCCUACCUGCUCAUGUUCAGCGACACCGGCCACAACUGGAGGCAGUACAGACAGGAGGACAGCGUUGGGGCCUUCCCCGGGAACAGUAACGCAGACAGCAUGGUCCAGCACAAGCUGCAGCACACGGUGGUGGCUCACUAUGUCCGCCUGGGGCCGGCCGACUGGAACCCCAGCGGGCGGAUCGGACUCAGGCUGGAGAUGUACGGAUGUCCUUACAUCUCCAGCGUGGUGGGCUUCGACGGGCGGAGCAGCUUGCUGUACGCGCUGAGUCCCGCGCUGAGCCCGGCCCCCAGGCUGACCGUCUCCCUGCAGUUCAAGACCCUGAGGAACUCUGGGACGCUGCUGCACGCGCGUGCCCCCGGGGGCCACGGCUUCAGCCUGGCGCUGCAGAGGGGCCGAGUGCUGCUCGGUCUCCACGCUCCAGGUAAAGCCAGCGCACACGUCCACACCCAUGG